This is a messenger RNA of Rhinolophus ferrumequinum (greater horseshoe bat), 972 nucleotides long. It is a transcript of the gene MED10, whose product is annotated as mediator complex subunit 10. Gene Ontology annotation, cellular component: chromatin; mediator complex. Gene Ontology annotation, biological process: positive regulation of transcription by RNA polymerase II. The transcript has 4 exons. NCBI's taxonomy places the organism in Eukaryota, Metazoa, Chordata, Mammalia, Chiroptera, Rhinolophidae. The record is from RefSeq and is a predicted model, not a curated record. Bases 73 to 480 code for a protein of 135 amino acids. Gene Ontology annotation, molecular function: transcription coregulator activity.
AAUAGCGGGCCCGGGCGGAAGCCGGAAGCGGCGGAGCAGGGUCACGGUUGGGGCGGUGCAGGCGGCAGGGCCAUGGCAGAGAAGUUCGACCACCUGGAGGAGCACCUGGAGAAGUUCGUGGAGAACAUCCGGCAGCUGGGCAUUAUCGUCAGCGACUUCCAGCCGAGCAGCCAGGCCGGGCUCAACCAGAAGCUGAAUUUUAUCGUCACCGGCUUACAGGAUAUUGACAAGUGCAGACAGCAACUUCAUGAUAUUACUGUACCUUUAGAAGUUUUUGAAUAUAUAGAUCAAGGUCGAAACCCACAACUCUACACCAAAGAGUGCCUGGAGAGGGCUCUAGCGAAAAAUGAACAAGUGAAAGGCAAGAUUGACACAAUGAAGAAAUUUAAAAGCUUACUGAUUCAAGAACUUUCUAAAGUGUUUCCAGAAGACAUGGCUAAGUAUCGAAGCAUCCGAGGAGAGGACCACCCCACAUCCUAACUUCAUGCUCCCUCUGUCUGAAGACCUUCCCAGUCUCUGUGAGUUGCCUUGACCUUCAGGCAGCCUGACUGUGAGCGGCCCAGCGCUGCUGGCCGGGGCCGGGGCCCCUCCUCCAGCCACCUGUCCUUGUCAUUAGUGUCCCCGGGAUGGCAGUCCCUGGAGGGCUGAGGAGCUGCACUGUGCCGCCAGUGGGCCCUCUAUCCCGGGCCUGUGUCUGUUCGGUCCUCAGGCUUUCACACUCCUGGUGAUCCCGCAGCUUUGAGUGCAGUGCGUCUGCUUCUCCACGGGGAAUAGUCUUGGAGAUAUUAAAUGUGAUAGAUAAGGUACACGGUUUUAAAAAUUCUACCUGAUAACUUUUCUUUUAUGUACUCUUUCUGUUCCAUUUUAUUAUGGUGUCAAAAAAAGCUAAACACAAAAAAGGAAAAAUUAAAAAUGUUGUUUUAAUAUGAGAAGUACUUGAAUUGGUGUUCUGUUUCAUGUUUUCAAGUACAG